GACACAACUGGGUAUUUAAUCAAAUUUGACCAAUGGUCUUUCAAAUGUACUGAUUAAGGCGUGUAUUUUAUUAUUUUUCCGUUUUACCGACGCGGGUACCCCGUGGUUUUGCUCCGAAAUGGAAAAAUCAUAUUUCAAGAUGUUCCACCAAAGGGAUUUUUGGGGACUUUUAGCAUGUUAACUAGGUUGUAUCACUUGUUCAAAAUCCGCUGAAAGAAAUUCUAUUGCAAUAAGUUCCACCUGGGCCAUAAAAAUUUCAUAGAUUGACUGCUUAAAAGCAAACCGUCACGCACGACAAAACAUGCUCAAAUUCCCAGGGUGAUUUGUUUUCGUAAAUAAUAUUUACAUGAAAUAUUAUUUCAUGAUGUUUCAUGAUGUACCAUGAUGUAUCAUGGUCUCUUGUUCAUAUUAAAUGGCUCUCUUGGUUACACGUUUGAUUGAUGAAAGAAUUUUAGACUUAUGCGCAUGCGCAGACUAGAUCCGCAACUGAUGACGCAGCAUUGGAGAGUAAACAAACCUACGUUUUCCCACAAAUCCCCGCGCCAGAUCGGCAGGGGCCUUGGCCGGUAUGUGCCACCACCUAAUGAUCCACACACAUUAGAAUUCGACACCACUGAAGGCCGAGUAAUCUAGUACCACUUAACUCCCAUUAGAGUACCGGAAUGGAGCUUUACGGCCAGCCUCGAAUUUAUUACCCUCAUCCUUAUCGUGUUGUGAUGGCGCCAGAGCAUCUGAGGUUCGCGCGGCCUGUCCUUGCUUAUCCUAGGUGCACAUGUGAGUGCUAUUGCGACCCCAAUCUACCCCGGCAAAUGGCGGAUUACCGCGAGGAGAUGGGCGAAGGCGAAGGCGGAAAAGAUGAUGUCUUCUUUGCAGAAAAAUCGGGCCGUCGUAAUCGAACUACCUACAAGCGCUGGCAGAUAGAAGAGUUGGAAAGCGCUUUUUCCAUCAACCCCUACCCCACGAGCCUGCAUAAGAAAGCUCUCGCUGUCCGUCUGGGCCUGAGAGAUUCAAGAGUACAGGUGUGGUUUCAAAAUCGGCGCGCUAAAUCCAAGCGAAAUCGAUCUGGCUGCCAAUCAUCCACUUACAGAGGGCAGAACGAAGGGGAUUAUUUUAGCCCGACCGCUUCCGAUUAUAGCCCGAAGAAUUCCGAAUAUCACACGAACACGUCCGACUGCUUUGGCGAGGCACGAGAGUGUUACGAGGAAUUAUCGACUUACGAUUGCCAGGACCACGGUAAAAUGAAAACCACAGGAAGCGAUAAGGAGGACGACUAAAACAAAACUAUUUAAACAUCGUCAUGAAAAACUUUGAACAUGUGUACAUAGAACAUUCAACUAUCGUAAGAGAAGAGAGCAAGUAAGGCAAAGCAAGGCAAGUUAAUUACUUGCCCCUUAUCUUGGGCGGCCGGCUAAAAACCGCGGGUUACCUUUGUGAGUGGUGCGCAGAGGAAAACUGAAGCUUAAAGUCUGUCAACCGCCAUUUUGUUAUGAUCCUAGCAAAAUAUCGGGCAGGAUAAUUUGUCAAUUUCUAUCGGUUUAAAGAAGCUUUAGCAAUAUUUUUAUUUAAUUUGGUUUAUUAAGUAUAAAACUUUCUUUUUAUAUUGAUUUUGAAAUUCCUGUCUGAAUGCAAUGAUAACAAAGGUGUGGGUGGUCUCGUCAUUCUCUUUUUAUUAAAGAUGUAGCAAACCUAUUUGUUAGAACGCAACGUUAGAACGCAAAUGAUUUUAAAUAGAUCAAGAUUGACCCUGUAACCUGUAACGUAGGAUUCCGUUCAGUUUGCUCUAGCACUGUCAAUCAAACAGCAGCACGCAUUCUUAUUGGCUUAACAAAAUUAUCAAGUUGGCCACGGUAGCACGUAUAGCCCUCAAGUCAAUUGAAGUGUGUUUGCGUGUAUUUUAUAUUUACCUAUUUAUUUGAUGCAAUAAAUUUAAGUAACAUACAUGAGAAUCUUUGCACUAGAACAAGAAAAAUAAAAAAGAUAGAGAAUUACCGUUUUUAUAAAUAAUAAAAAGUUGUAGUUAUGUAAAUAUAUAGAAUGUAAUAAACACUGUACGAUUUAUUGAUAUUCAUAUUACUAAGAAUAAACUUAUUUAAUCAUA
Messenger RNA from Nematostella vectensis (starlet sea anemone), 2098 nucleotides. RefSeq names its product visual system homeobox 1. Gene Ontology annotation, molecular function: RNA polymerase II cis-regulatory region sequence-specific DNA binding; DNA-binding transcription factor activity, RNA polymerase II-specific. Bases 663 to 1274 code for a protein of 203 amino acids. The transcript is spliced from 3 exons. The record is from RefSeq and is a predicted model, not a curated record. Gene Ontology annotation, biological process: positive regulation of transcription by RNA polymerase II. Lineage: Eukaryota; Metazoa; Cnidaria; Anthozoa; Actiniaria; Edwardsiidae. Gene Ontology annotation, cellular component: nucleus.